Messenger RNA from Emericellopsis atlantica, 1371 nucleotides. RefSeq lists its product as uncharacterized. The transcript is spliced from 3 exons. The record is from RefSeq and is a predicted model, not a curated record. NCBI's taxonomy places the organism in Eukaryota, Fungi, Ascomycota, Sordariomycetes, Hypocreales, Bionectriaceae. The coding region runs from base 1 to 1371 and encodes 456 amino acids.
AUGCGCGACGACUGCAUUUUACGCUGGGUCAUUUCUAUCGAAGCUGCUCUCCAACUCGAUGCAGACGUUCACGUCUCUGAGCAACCCAGCAAGCGGGUACGACUUGAUCAACAACAUCAGUCCACAGGCAAAGACACCAAUGCUGGCACGACAGCAAGCGACAGAGCAACCUCACGCCAACAUCUACCCACUCCAUCCGUGUCCACCUCACCACCCUCAGAAAAGCGGCGCGAAGGCUCUGCACAGACUUCAAUGUCAUCAUCGCCAUCCAAGCGACCAAGAGAUGCAAGAGAGCAACCACAGCUGGCCGAACUCGACCUGACCCCACGCGCCCAAAGAACCGGCUAUGCAAUUGACGACCAGGACGAGAGCAUCGCGUCGACGUCAUCAUAUGUAUCUUCUACCAAAUCACUAAAGCUAUCCCGGACAUCCUCUCCGACAAAGCAGAUUCGUCACGCCGAGCUACAGCAGUCUGGUUUCCGCCAGGCCAGUUUUGCGACGCAUCCGCAGCCUCCUUCACUUAUGGCACUUCGACGAAAAUUAAAGCGUAUCUAUGAUGGAGAUGGAAUAUUGCCGCAACGACUCGCACAUGAGAUUGCCGACCUCGAAAUCCCCGAUUUCUACUUCCGCGAUGACGCAGACACUAAUGACCUCCGAUUACCUCCACGACGAUUUGUGCAACGAACAUUGGGACGAGCCGAUGAAUGCGACACUAAUGGCAAGGGGGAGUCGUCAUGGAAUAUGGAUGUCCACGCUCGUCUACUCAACUGGGUUCUAGACGAAGACUCAGAUGGCACUGGAGUACUUGAUUCCGAGUACUGCCUGAACGCCGGACUCCUCCCGCAGUACAAACCGAGAGAUGCGCCGAGCAAGAUGGUUGACUUUUGUCUCGCCAUUCGGCCGCGACUACCCGAAGAUCUUGCUAAUGUCGACGCCAUCCGCAAGCAGCGCCCAGGCGACUCGAUCAAUCACACAGACUGGGGAACGCUGAGCAAGCAUCCGAUUGCAAUAUCUGUUGAGACUAAGCGACACGGAGAGCAGUAUGACGCUGCCUUGCUCCAAAUUGCCACGUGGCACUCGGCCCAGUGGAGGAGUUUACGAUGGGGUUGCAGAAAUUUGCGCGCCAUCGAGUUCCUGGCCGGCAUCAUUGUCCAGGGCCACGAUUGGCAAUUCGUCGCGUCCACUCUGGGUGAAAACGAUAUCGCAGUGGUUUUGCGGCCGCCGCUGCAACUUGGUGACACGCGGUCGGAACAAGGCAUAUACAAGCUGCUUGUCUCCCUGCAGCGAUUGAGGCAAUGGGCGGAAGAGUCGUACUGGCCAGCAUUCAAAUCGGAUCUGUUGGGGACUCCUGCCAUAUCUAGAGACGAUUAA